Molecule: messenger RNA, 1371 nt
Organism: Arabidopsis thaliana (thale cress)
Lineage: Eukaryota; Viridiplantae; Streptophyta; Magnoliopsida; Brassicales; Brassicaceae
Product: alpha/beta-Hydrolases superfamily protein
Exons: 4
Coding region: 210-1028 (272 amino acids)
Source: RefSeq, marked reviewed
AAACGUCAAACAAGAUAUGUAUAUAAAAUGUGUAAAACAAUAAAUGCUUGGUUGAAUAUAAACAAGAACCCAACACCAGAUACAUUAUAAUUAAUCCCAACUCAAGAAGCUUUAAAAUCUUCACCUUCCAUUUGCUAUUGAUCAUCUUCUUACAUCUCUCUCCCUCUAAAUAUAUCCAAACAAGAACGAAAGGAAAAAGAGUACAUACAAUGGUGAACUUUGUGGAUUUACAAAAACCAUUGUUGUACCGCCUCAUGAAAUUGGCCGGUGUCAUUCCUUACACCGUAGAGCUUGAACCAGGGACAAAGAUGAACUUCUGGAUCCCAAAAGAAACCCUAAAAAAAACCAAAAAAUCUGACAAAAACUUUGCCGUGGAACCCCAAAAACCUACGAAACCAGUCCUAUUGUUCAUCCAUGGCUUUGCAGCCGAAGGGAUCGUGACGUGGCAGUUCCAGGUCGGAUCAUUAGCCAAGAAGUACUCAGUCUAUAUACCAGACCUCCUCUUCUUUGGUGGGUCCUACUCCGACAACGCGGAUCGAUCACCAGCGUUUCAAGCCCACUGUUUAGUCAAGUCUCUUCGUAUCCUCGGUAUCGAAAAGUUUACUCUUGUAGGGUUUAGUUACGGUGGCAUGGUUGCUUUCAAGAUCGCCGAGGAGUACCCUGAGAUGGUUCAAGCCAUGGUGGUUUCAGGUUCGAUACUCGCGAUGACUGAUACGAUCAGUGAGUCUAAUUUGAACCAGUUAGGAUUUAAGUCGUCGGCGGAUCUUUUGUUACCAACUUCGGUUAAAGGGCUCAAGACUCUCUUCACCCUUGCUGUUCAUAAACCCAUGUGGUUCCCGAAACGGCUCUUCAAGGAUUUCAUUGAGGUGAUGAUUACCAAUAGGAAGGAAAGAGCAGAAUUGUUAGAAGCUUUGGUCAUCAGCAACAAAGAUGUGACAAUCCCUCGUUUUCAACAGAAAAUACAUCUUCUGUGGGGCGAAAGUGAUCAAAUUUUUAACCUUGAAUUUGCCAAGAGCAUGAAAGAGUAAGUUUCAAUACAGUACUUUUUUCUUCUUUAAUUACAUAAAUUUAGUCUCGUUUAUAUUUUGUUUUAAAGGCAACUAGGCGAAAAUGCAACAAUGGAGAGUAUAAAAAAAGCAGGUCACUUGGCACAUUUGGAGAGACCUUGUGUCUAUAACAGACGUCUCAAAAAGUUUCUUGCUUCAGUUUACUCCGAAAACUAAUUUGGAUGUAAUCGAUUCUCACAUCAACACCGAAUGAAUUUAUUUAUCUUAUUUCUUUGGUUUCAGUUCUUCUUUCAAAAUAAUGUAACCUGAUAUAUUAUAUUUCAUAAAAUAAUCUAUGGUUCAAUUCUAUGUCACUAGUAUUUUG